Messenger RNA from Phlebotomus argentipes, 1734 nucleotides. It is a transcript of the gene PPP4R2r, whose product is annotated as serine/threonine-protein phosphatase 4 regulatory subunit 2. Gene Ontology annotation, biological process: protein dephosphorylation. The record is from RefSeq and is a predicted model, not a curated record. Gene Ontology annotation, molecular function: protein phosphatase regulator activity. NCBI's taxonomy places the organism in Eukaryota, Metazoa, Arthropoda, Insecta, Diptera, Psychodidae. Bases 145 to 1734 code for a protein of 529 amino acids. Gene Ontology annotation, cellular component: nucleus; cytoplasm; protein phosphatase 4 complex. The transcript is spliced from 4 exons.
GUUCAGCCAACUUCACACAGCUCUUUGACACCUCAAUCCCAAGCGUUCUCCGGAAUUGUGUGUGCGAUUCUUAUUUGGUGUCUGAAAUCUUUCUCCACUCCCGCGAAAUCCCUCAAUUUCUCAUCAAAUUAACACGCCAACUAAAUGCUCGUGAUGGAGAAUCCCGAGGAAGUGCUGCAGAUCUUGGAGCGCUUUACCAAAUUGAAGCCAAAGGAGAUUCCGCAGGAGCUGGAGGAGUAUAUUCGUCAUGUAGCCAAAACGGGGGACACUGUGUACAGAUGGCCAAAUAUUAAGUAUUUAUUCCGCGAGAAGUUAGUCAAUGUGAUCAAGCAAUUUCACGAAUCCACACCAUCUAUCGAAGAUUUGCCUCAAUACCCCAAUGUGGACCCCUUCAACUAUGAGACUAUGAAGAAUGGACUUCUCGAACGUCUGGACACUUUCAACGCGGCUCCUUUCACAAUACAGAGGAUUUCUGAGCUACUCUCGGAUCCCAGGAAGCAGUAUACGAGGAUCGACAAGUUCAUGCGCGCCGUCGAGAAGAACAUCUUAGUUGUAAGUACGAUAGAGCCAGGAAGGAAAGCAACGGACAGCGAAAAUGGCGACAGCCUGGAUUCAAUGCAAAUCGAGUGGGAAACCUUGACGCCAUCUGCAGCUGUUAUCAUGGCUGAAGUGGCGGCCGUGGCCAAGUUUGUUUCUAGCGCCUCAAAAUCGCCCACUCAGGAAGACACUGUAGGCUUGCCGGACUCUCUUGAGGCGCCGGACAUUGAGAGUGAUGUCAAUAUCACGGACAGCUUAAGUAAGUUCGACGAGUCGAGCAACGACGCCACGCCUAAAGAUGAGACCACUCAAGACGCGUCGACUUCCGCUCCACUGGUGGUGAUCAAGCCUCUGGAAGUGGCUGAGACGGUGACCAAGGAAGCCUUCGAGGAGGAGGAGGAAGAGGAGGAUGAGAAGACCACCUCUGUGGAGGCUGCUGAAGUGACGACGGCUGCUGAGAAUGCGUCCGAAGAGCCUGAGAAAACCGAUUCAGACAACACCAACGCCACGAUUUCCUCCUCCUCGUCGGAUGACAGCAACAGCACGGAUGACAAUGAGAGCCUCACGGGGCAGACUUCGGACGUUCCCGAGAGUUCCGCUGUGGCACCAGAAGCAAUUCCAGCCGAGAAUAGUGAGAUUCAAGAGCCAGCAGCGGAAGAAACCUCGAGCCUCGCCGAGGAAAAAUCGCCCGAAGUGACUGAAGAGCCUGUAAAAGCUGCCGAAGAACCACCUGAAGAGGCGCCUGCCGAGGAGAUCGUGGAACCCGAAGCGGCUCCUGCGGCCCAAUCGCCGCCAAUUGCAUUCCAUCCGACUGAGGAAGAGACAGAGCAGGAGGCUGAAUUGCGCGAUCGUACGGAGGACGGAGAGCCGGUGUGCAAGAAGCCCAUGGAGAGUGAUAUGCUGGUCGAGGUGCCGCCAGCCUUGCCUCUCGAAGACAUCCCGCCGGCCGCCGUGGACGUUGUUUCUCAGAUGGUGGCCGACGAGAGUCUCCUGAUGCCGCCGAGUGAGGAGUUGCCCAAGGAAGCGACGGCCGAAGCUUCUCCGCCUGCAGAGGCGGACUUGAUUCUGCCGCUCGAGGUAGCCGACAUGGAAGUGGCUCCAGCGGCAUCGGAGGUGUCCGAGAUGGCGACUGAGGAGACCAAGACGGACGACGCCAUGGAAGUGGACGAGAGCAGCAUGGAGCCAAUGGAUCAAUAA